GGGAACGAACCACAGUCUAAGCUUAUGUGCAAAUGCUUAAUCAGUAAAUUUAUAAUACAUCCACUUACCUUGUAAAAACAGCUUGAAGCAUGAUGUCGUCUAGCAUUGCGGAUUUCUUCAAGGAUGUUGAGGAAAGCAACCAAUCCUUCUCCAGCACUCCGAGCAGUAUCCUGCUGCCCUUCGAUUUGGCCUCAAACCUGGAUGAAAGCUCCUCCGACCAGCUGCAGUUAGAAUCACUCGCCUGGGAUGAGAACAUUGUCGAGCUGUUCAACGAAUUUGCCGACAAUAACGACACAAAAGAGGAGCACCAAAACGACCAGCAAACUGUUGCAGUAAACGCCACUUCCACUACCGUUCACAACGAUUGUUCACAGGAAAGAUCACUAAAACCAGCAAACGCAUUCCUAUUUGAGGACGAUUUACUUGAAACAGCCACACAAAAGCAGAAAAAUGAACACGCGCCGUACGAAACUCAUUGUUUUGUGCCUUCAAGUUCGGAAAAUAUCAACCACAGUCCAUCACAGCCUGCUGCUGCUGCGUCACAGCACAGCCCACACGGCAUAGCAACGGGCCACCACACGCACACCGAGCAGCGCGUACUCGAUAAUGACUGGAACACGCACACACAGUACAGUGCGGACCGGUUGGUGGACGGUUGGGAAGAUUCCGGGUUUGACGAAAGCACGAAAUCAGCGCAGGCAGAGGGACCGCUGUCAGCGCCGCUACUACCGGAGGAAGAGAAGGGAAGCCAACUGUCCGAACGGCAUCGCGAGAUACAGACGAAAAUAGUCGACCUGCUGCAGCAAAUCGAACGCUGCGUUACCGAAGGCAUCCCGCUGACAAUCCGGCGUAGUAAGGCACGCUGGGAAACGUGCAAGAUCGAGAACGGAAUUCUCCAAACGAUCGAACCCUCGCAGGACGGACGAACGAUCCGACCGUGGAACACACGGCGCCUACAGCUGAUGGUGCAGCUGUUGGCCACCAUCUACCAGCUGCUUACUACCGGCUCGAGCUGCACGAAGCGGGAGCUUUACUAUCUGCACCUGGAGCUAGCGCAAACACCGGCCUAUACGUACGCUACGCUCGAGGACGUCUGCGCGCUGCUCGAUGCCGACCCGUGGGAGCUGCACGUGUACAACACCUCGAAAGGGUUGAUCGCGGGCCCGAUAGUACUCACGCUGACCGAUGGACAGCGGAUCGAUUGCAAUGGUCGAUGGGGCACGGCAGUGCCGCUGGAUGUCGGGAGCGUGACGGAGAUCCAACUAGCGGCCAAGCUGGUGCUGGUCGUUGAGAAGGACACCGUCUUCAAGCGACUCCUGGAGGAUGGCAUUUUGAGCACAUUUCCCGACACACUCGUGCUAAUAACGGCCAAAGGAUAUCCGGAUGUUUCAACGCGACUGCUGCUGAAAAAGAUUUCCGACUGGACGCACGUGCCCAUCUACGGACUGAUGGAUGCCGAUCCGCAUGGAAUUGAAAUCUUUUGCGUCUACAAAUUUGGCUCACUGGCAAUGGUGCACCAGCAACGAUCGUUGGCCGUGCCGACCAUGCGCUGGAUAGGACUGUUCCCGUCCGACAUUGAGCUGCUCGGGCUGCAGGGUGUUCCGCUGCGGGAAGGUGAGCUGAAGCGCAUCGAGCAGAUGACCAAGCGCCCGUACACCGAGGGACACAUACAGCGGGAGCUGCUGCUGCUCCGUCAGCUCGCGACCAAGGUGGAGAUUGAGAGUCUGUACAACAUUGCGUCCGAUUUUAUGACCACCGUCUAUCUGAAGGGUAAGCUGAAGGAAUGCAUUAGUUUGAGGCAACAUGUGGAGAAGGAACAUUCUGUGCUGCGUUGAGGACACUAUCUGUUAUCAAGCGCAGGGUAUU
Messenger RNA from Anopheles arabiensis, 1866 nucleotides. It is a transcript of the gene mei-W68, whose product is annotated as meiotic recombination protein SPO11. The record is from RefSeq and is a predicted model, not a curated record. The transcript is spliced from 5 exons. Bases 90 to 1835 code for a protein of 581 amino acids. Gene Ontology annotation, cellular component: nuclear chromosome. Gene Ontology annotation, biological process: reciprocal meiotic recombination; meiotic DNA double-strand break formation; meiotic DNA double-strand break processing. Gene Ontology annotation, molecular function: ATP binding; DNA topoisomerase type II (double strand cut, ATP-hydrolyzing) activity; DNA binding. Lineage: Eukaryota; Metazoa; Arthropoda; Insecta; Diptera; Culicidae.